CGUGAACCUGCAACUUAGAAAGAAUGCGAGCAGAACACUGAAAAUCAAGCAAGCAGGUCUUUUGACGAGGCUAGCACCCUACUUCCAAGGUGGUCCACAACUUCUACGUUGACUCACUAGUUUCUGCUGUAGCACUUUUUCCGAGCUCCUUUUUGAUCUAGAACCAUAUAGUACAAGAACUACCCACCCGGAAAAAAUUACUUAGUUCAUUUUCGUUGUAACAGAAACAGACCCACAUCCACAAGAAGGCGAAGAUGAAUGCAGGUUAUUGUUAGAGUAAAUGUUUGAGAGAAUGCGCAAGGCGGCGGAAAUUGCAAAUGAGACCUCCGAGGAGUCGAGCGAGGUGAUGGAAAACAACCUCGGCGCUGCAGUUUUCACCGCCAGGUCAUCUAAUACAACUCCACAGAACAAUUAUCGGAGCCAGAACAAAGGUCUGCUCCUCCUCUCCGGCAGAAGAGUCCCAGAGGGCGACGCGUUAGAGAGUACGGCAGGUGGGGGAGACUUGGUUUCCGGUACGACAAUCGCUCCCGCCUCCAGCAGUGCCUCCAAUACGUUGUUGACUCGCGAACAGCAGCGUGAUUCGACGUCGCUGCAGCAGCGAAUGACACCAGCCAGUAAUGUGAGGAUCGGGGCGGGGAAAAGGCCCAACAAGAAGCCGGGCGACACGAACCAGAACGCCGCCCGGAUGCGCGGCGUGGCCCUGCUGCAAGCGGCGGCGCAGGAGUACAAGCAUCAGGGUGUGCGGCAGAAUUCCUCGAAUCUGAAGGCGAGCGCCAGCGGCAACCGGAUGCAGAAGGAGGCGCAAAACACCACCAAGAUCAUGAAGUCGGAUUACGUGUCGGACGACGAGGAUCUGCUCCCCAUCGCGGCACUCGAGAAAGAGCAGGACACACUGCUGGACCAGGACCGCGCCCGGGCCUUGCAGGCGUACAUUGGGACCGAGAACGCCGAAAAACGGAUGCCGAAGUACGAACCGAUCUACGAGGGGAUCCAGUAUUGCAAGGAAAAAUCCCCCCUCCCCAUAUCAAAACGAAAUUUCUGAUGCUGAAUUUGGGCAAACAAAUCAGCUCUGUAUUGCAGAAAGGCACCGCAGCCAGAUCCCCAGGCUAGGUAGAGGGGCGUAUGGGUCUAGUUGCUCAGCAUGGCAAACAGGUCACAUUUAGGGCCAACAGCAUGACAAAUCGCUUCCAUAGUGGGGCAGAAGCUUCUGCCCUUGUCUUCUUGCAAUACAAAUGUGAUUUGCGACCUCAAAUCAGCAACGCAAAUUUUCGGAAGCAUACCUUUUCGAUAUGGGGAGGGGGGAUUUUUCAUUCUGAUAUCCAGUCCGCGGCGUUCAUUGAAACCUUGUACGCGUUCGCGAACGUGGAGUGCACCUCGGGCUACAAAACGUUGCUGUACAUGAAGCCCGGGUGGUCUUUCUUCGUGAUGGCUCUGGGGUAUUUGGUGCAGUUCGUGGUGAUCGAGUACAUUCAGUACGACUUGUCCGGCCCCGCGGUGCGGAAGUGGCAGGACGGCUACCACAAGCUCGUCUCCAUGCAACUCGGGGCGGCCUUGGAUGACAAGGCCGGGACGAAUUUCGCACAGCUCCCGGGCGGGGCGGAUCUGCAUAAUGACGCGAAGGUGCGCACCGAGGAGAUCACGACCUACCUGAAGGUUCUGGAGAAGGAGGACGCGGACAAGAUUUGCGACUGGAGUAUCAGUUCGCCCUUCAUGUAUCAAAUGCAAAAAUGUCUGGGUGUGGAAGAUUGCGAGAAUUGUCAUGCUUGUCUGGGAUGACCAAAAAGUUUGUGAUGCGUGUCCAAGAAGAGACCCUUUUGUCUGUCAUGCAAAAACGCAGGUUGUCAUGCGAAAAACGCAACACAACGAAGCGCAAAUAUUUCUCAUGCUUGGCUGGGCAUUACAGAGCAUUCACUAUUCCCAACGCAGCAUUACAAGUUUCCAGACCCAGACAUAUUUGCAUUUGAUAUCAUGCUCGCGUCGCUGAUCUUUUUGCACCUCAUUGCGGUCUCGCGCGAGCUGGCGGACCGGUUGCGGUUGCUCUACUGGCUGCUGUUUGUCGCGCCGGCCACGCCGGACUGCAAGGAGGCGGUGGGGGUGGUGGUGAAGAAGGAAUUAGCGCACUUCAACGCCUUGCAGCUCGAAUCCAUCCGGACCGACGGACGGCUGUCGAAUUCCGCGGACGCGCCGGAAGUGCGAGACCUAUGCAUUGCAAAUGUGUCUGGGUCUGGAAACUUGUAAUGCUAAAAGUGAAUGAUAGACGCACUGUAAUACGCAGCUAUGCAUGACAAAGUUUUUGGCUGUCAUGUCGUACGUAUUCCGCAUGGCAAACUGCGUUUUUGCAUGACAGGUAAGAGGGCCUUUUCGUGCCUAUGCAACACAGAUUCUCUAGCCAUGCCAGACAAGCAUGACAAACUUGCAUUCUUCCAGACCCAGACAUUUUUGCAUUUGAUUCGACCACAUGCUGGACGAUUUUUUCGAGAUCGAGCCGGAGCUGGUGAUCAUUGGCGCGCCGUUGUGGGCCAAAUUGUUCUACGCGCUCCCGUAUGGAUUGUAAAAAUGUCUGGGUCUGGAAGAAUGCAAGACUUGUGAUGCAGGUUUUCCAUGACCCAUGAGGUCUGGAAUGCGAGGCCCAGCAUCACAGAUUCUUUGAGGUCUCUAUCAUGCCUUUCCUGCAUAAGAGACUCCCUCUCAACUUGUUCAGAAGCGGACAGCUUUUGGCACUCACGCAACACAGAUUUUUGCAUCAUUCAGAUUUUGCAUGACAAGUUCUAAUCUUCCAGACCCAGACAUUUUUACAUUUGAUAUCCCGAUCAUUCUGCCCUCCUUUUUCAUCGCGCUCUUCACGGUGUUCGUCGGCUUGCAGUACUACAUCGGCACCACACACGCUGAUGUUUUGUUCAACGCGGCGUUUUUCGUGAUUUUGGCCCAGUUUGACAACUUCAUUUACGUGACCUGCAUCACGCGCGACCAGCGGACCGAGGUGGAGAUGUGUCGGCUAUACUUCAACAAGCGGGCCCGGGAUGCGGAACUCGGGUACGUGAAGUUUUCUGCCGAGAUGAUGUUCACGGUGAUCACGGCGGUUUUAUCCUUCUCGGUGGUCGCGGUCAUGCUGCCCAAUCUGUUGGCGGAUUCCGCGCCUGUGGACGGAUACCGAAACGCGAGUUGGCACCGGGAGUUUAUCUUCGGGCUGCGGGACUAUUGCCGGGACCAAAAUCUGCGCUAUGUCUACAACGACCGGUGGUCGGUGCGCGACUACUUCGUACUGUUUCGCACGGCGCCCAACCUGAACGCGGACGGCACGAUAUCCUGUGUAAAAACGUCCCCACCCCAGAGUUGUCAUGCAGAUUUGCAAUGACAGGAACGUUUGUAAUGCGCAUCUACAUCAGAGGCAUUUCCAAUCGUGUUUUGGCAAUUGUAAUCCUGUAAACAGGAUGAGGAGAUGAGUCCUUCCUAACCUGCACUACACUACAAAGACGAACUUGUCAUGCAUGGCUUCCAAAACUCCUAGAUUUGUGUUGCAGAGUUCACAAGAACUUGACUAUGGGGUGGGGACGUUUUUCCUCAGGAUACACGACGGCCUCCGUGCAGCCGGGCUGCUGCGGCGAGCCGGGGGCCGACGCGGUGGAGGUGCCGGACUCCUCGUUUGUGCAACAGGUGGCGGCGGGCGUGGGGGCGGUUUUGGGCGGGACGGAUUUGCUGUCGACUGUGACCUCCACGACCACAGAGAUUUUGGCCGCAGUCGCGGAAAUGGCGAACCACGCGGCAACAGCGGCGGCAGCCCGGGAGGAGGUCCUUGGGGAGGACACUGUAGUGGGUUCUUCCGCAUCGGGUACUUCUACGGGAGCCUCGACCGGGGGAACAAAAAAGAGAAGUUUUUGGAGCCGUUUGUUCAAUCUACCGGAGGAGAAAUCGGACAAGUUGCAGUUUCUAGCGCCCCGAGGGGAGGAGUAGGGAGGGACGAGAAGCGUCUUGCUAGUAGCGAUGAAGAACCAGGUCGAAAAGAUUAACUUCUUCCACAGGGUAGGAUUUACUUCUUGGAACGAUCAUACUAUGUACAUGCUUGGUUUAUAUGCUUAAGUCUAAGUUGUUGACUCUAGUUCAUUUUCUAGUUCGACAGCCGAGCAGUAUUCGCACCCCUUUCCGAGGUUAGGAAAUUUUGAUUGUGAUAAACUCUAUACCGUAAACACGCCCUUGUAACACAUGCAUGGAAAUUCAGCGCAAUUUCAUUUUGGAGUAAGAGGCUUAUCGCUAGUAGAAACCAAAAUUAUCUUUGACAGUACACUAUCCUAGUAGCGCAAAUAUUAGUAGUAUCCUAGAAAAAUAGCUAGAGCUGUCUGCCCAGACAAGAAAAUUAUGGGACCGGUGCAGUGAUGAGCGUGAGCGGCCUCGCGAGCGUGGCUUUGUGGCUCCGAAGAUCCUCGUGGAGUGAGCGGCUAGUUUUGGUGAGGGUAUUAUAUGUCUGUCGGUCGAGAGGACAGGAGCCGCAUACUGAAGAGGCAGGUGCGCGCAGUCCAGAUCAAUACUUUCACGUACAGUCCCCGUCUUCGUCGGUAUGCUUGCGUUUUGGUUUCUCUGUGAAAUUUCACUACUCACGUCGGACCUCUUGUCUCCGUUUCGUGCUGUUUUCGUUCUGUGAUUUUUGCGUUUAUGUACUGACUGUCGUGGUUUUUGUCUCCUCGUCGUCGGCUUCUUCUUCCGUUGUCGUGGUGCCCGUUUCGCGGUUCUUGUCGUUCGCGUUGUCUCGUUUCGCGUUUUGGUUGUUUCUUCUUUUUGUUUCUUUGGCUUUGUGCAGUUUUAGUUUUUCGUUGCGGUGUAGUUUCUAAUGGUAUUUGCUGUGGUUUGUCGUCUUUCGUCGUUUGUUUUUUGUCUCGCGUGAAAAGGGGUUGCGCACCACUCGGUGCGGGGCUAUUGGCAGCGCGCAUAUCGUUUGUGCAGGCAAUUAACCUUUACUCUCACUCGGGCAAUGGAUUCGUCGUGCAUCGGUUCACAAAGUGGAAUGAGUUCUUUUCCGUUGGCUUAUCGUUCGUCACGGUCGUUCUCAUCUUUUUUUUGCUAUUGGAUCAGCGCCAUUCGCAUUCGCUAUUCGGCAAAAUCGGUCACGAUGGAUGCUGGAGUCGUUUUCGUCCUUGUCGUCUUGGCGUUUUUUCUUGGGGGAGUUUGUCUUUUUUUCGUUUCGUUGUGGCAGAUUGUGAUUGUUCGGAUGUUUUUGGCCGUUUUUUUUUGUGGUUCCUAUCAUGAUGUCAUGAUCACACUACAGGGGAUGUUAUGA
Messenger RNA from Amoebophrya sp. A120, 5269 nucleotides. The record is from the annotation of a GenBank genome assembly. NCBI's taxonomy places the organism in Eukaryota, Dinophyceae, Syndiniales, Amoebophryaceae.